CCUUCUCCUUAAACCCUAAUUUCUUUCCUCUCCACUUCUCUCAAUGACCACCGUCGCAGUAUCGCCGCCGCAGCAGCCAGAGCAACUUGUUCCCACUUUGCAGACUUCAAGAGUGAGUCCCAAGACGGUGGAUGGCGCAGUCAACGCUCUGCUCAAAUGGAGAAGCGAAAAAUCAAAGACGGAGAAGCCUCAGCUUCUCGAGCAAGACGAAUUCGUCUACCUAAUCGUAACAUUGAAGAAGAUCCCACAGACGAGCCGUACGAAUGCUUAUCGUGUCCUUUUACCUCAUCCUCUUAUCAACCCUGCCGAAGAUUCUCCUGAGCUCUGCCUCAUUAUCGACGACAGACCUAAGAGUGGUCUCACAAAGGAUGAUGCGAUGAAGAAGAUCAAAUCUGAGAACAUUCCAGUCACUAAAGUUCUUAAGCUCUCGAAGCUGAAGACGGAUUACAGGCCUUUCGAAGCGAAGCGAAAACUCUGCGACUCGUACGACAUGUUUUUCGCGGAUCGGAGGGUGAUUCCUCUGCUUCCGAGGUUGAUCGGGAAGAAAUUCUUCGCGAGGAAGAAGAUUCCCGUGCCUGUAGAUUUGAAGCACAAGAACUGGAAAGAGCAGAUGGAGAAGGCUUGUGGGUCUGCUAUGUUCUUCAUGAGGACAGGGACGUGUAGUGUCAUCAAAGUUGGGAAGUUAUCUAUGGAAAGCGAAGAAAUCGCUGAGAAUGUGAUGGAGACAUUGAACGGAGUAGUUGAGUUCUUGCCUAACAAGUGGAAAUACGUUAGGUCUUUGCAUUUGAAGCUUUCUGAGAGUGUAGCAUUGCCUAUAUAUCAGUCCGUGCCUGACUUGAAGCUCAAAAUCGAUGCUUUUGAUACCGAGAAGAGUGUUGUUAAGGAAGUGAAGAAGAAAGGUAAAAGUGAUGCUGUUGUUGUUGAUGGUAGCGAGAGUAGUGAGAAGAGUGUUGCGGUGAAGGGAAAGAAGAAGAAAGGUAGGAUUCAUGAGGUUAGGUAUAUGGAUAGUAAUGUAUCUGAGGUGCUUGAUGAAGAUGAGAUCGGUGAUGUGGAGGUUAACAAUGAGAUUGUCGAGUCCGGUGAUAAGGAGAAGAAGAAGAAGAAGAAGAGGAAGAAGGAGAUAAGUGAGGUUGCAGAGAGCGAGAAGCCGAUGAAGAAAACGGCCAAGGGGAAGCUGAAAGAGAAGAGUAAGGAUGUGCUAAAGCCGAAAAAGACAAAAGAAGUGUCUGGUGGUGGUUUGAAACCGAAGAGGAAGAAGAGUGUGCUUAGAAAUUGAGGCACUCGAAAGACCAGGAGUUAUAACCUUUUUGAGUGUUACUUUUCUUUUGAAUUGAGUGAUUUUGAGUCUGAUUUUAUGUUUUAUCGUAGUUCUGAUUACGUUACCUUGUACUGCUUCUCUGAAACAUCGAACUGGUGAAUGUGGUUUAAUGGUUUUUUGGAGGAAUCAUACAACUGUUACCGUU
Molecule: messenger RNA, 1463 nt
Organism: Eutrema salsugineum
Lineage: Eukaryota; Viridiplantae; Streptophyta; Magnoliopsida; Brassicales; Brassicaceae
Product: putative ribosome biogenesis protein C8F11.04
Exons: 1
Coding region: 44-1276 (410 amino acids)
Cellular component (GO): 90S preribosome
Source: RefSeq, a predicted model, not a curated record